AAACACUGGGAUCCGAGUGGCCAGCUGUGUGCCGGCCACGCAGACCGAGACCCCGAUACAUGCUGCCGGACAUCUUUCCCCACACAGGUUCAAGCACAGCUGUCCAGAGGCUGCGAUGUCAUCCAAAAUGCACAGCGCCAGUCGCGUAGCUCAGGCCAGACGGAUGGUGCAGCAGCUGAGGAUAGAGGCCAGCAUCGAGAGGAUAAAGGUGUCCAAGGCUUCAUCAGACCUGAUGCGCUACUGUGGAGAACACGCCAAGAAUGACCCGCUGCUCAUGGGCAUCGCCGCCUCAGAAAACCCUUUCAAGGACAAGAAGCCUUGCACCGUGUUGUAGGGGAACACCCGAGCGGUCGUUGCUUUUCCUUUUUGAUUCUCAUGUGAGGAAAGAAAAAGACGUGAGUAACACUGUUCACGACUUAUCUUAAGGCCAGUGUAACCCCCCCCAGUACCUUUUCACAUGCAGUUCGAGGAAUGUGUUUCCUCUCUGCUUUGUCGUCAGAUCCCAGUUACAAACACAGUCAGCUGAAUUUUUUAAAUUUUUAAUUCUAAGUUUCUGCAAAGCCCUGUGAUACGGACACAAAUGUCAACGUUUCUGAACCCCAAAAAUAUGUUUCGUAAGUACGUUUGAUGAUUGGCGACAAAGCUACUUGGUUAUGGUUAGAAGAAAAAAAAAGUGUUAAAAUAAUAACAAAAACUGCUGUGAAUAAAUGACAACCACCCUUUCUACAAAUGGAACAAUGCCCCACAACUAAAUGCAAAUUAUUUUUGUAUGCAUUCAACGUAUCCCGUGGUUUAAAGAAAUGUAAAAAUGUAGAAUGCUCAAAAAAAAAGAUUCCUGGCAAAUAAUGCGGUUACACCAAAGAAACAAGCAGAGGUCUGACGCCUGAGAGGAGCGGUGCCAUGGACGGCCGAGUUCCUGACUCUCUAAUUAUCACAGCGCACAUAAACAAGCCCCCUCAGCCACCGGUCCAAUCAGAUUCUGGCUUCAAGCUUUCACCUCUCACUUAUCAGACCUGCUUCCGGAAACAGUUGUUGUAGGUUGUGUGCUCCUGAUAAUGAGCACCCGAGAUAAUGAUAUCCUGUCGGCGGCAAGCAAAGUGAGCCGUCCAUCACAUGAAGAGGAAAGAGGAAAGAGGUCCACUGAUGCACAGCUCCUGCUUUAUUUGUGUCAUCUAAUCAUAAUAGUCUUUAAAAAGUGCCCAUUAAAUUGUCCUCUUUUUCAAAUGUGAGCACAGACAGAAGCAAUCAAAUGUGUGAUUCAACUUUUUCCAGUGACAAACCUAUCACUUAAAAUGUUGACUGGAUGUUUAUUUUUGAGAUAUGGAGAAUAGCUUUUUUUUGUUUUUGCCAGCGUUGGGAUACAGAGUUCAUUGACAAUUGUAGCUCUAGAAAUUGGGGAUGAAUGAAUUCAUAAUUCAGUUGUUCCUGCGUGUUACUUUGAAUUGUUUUUUACACAACAUUCUUUUUGAAUGCUGACAUCAAUUGAAUCUGAUGUAAGGCUAUUAAAUAUGAUUUUUUUGUGACAUCUAAAUUGUGAAAUUUGGGAACCAGAGGCAAAACUCUCUUUUUUUACAACUCAAAAUAUAAUAUACAGAUACAAGUGCCGGUAUCAUCUUUCCGGAUCGCUGCACGUUGUGCCUCACCCUUUCGGUAUUCCUUAAUUCAGAUAUUUCAUUCUGAUUCCAUCAUUGCUGACGAUAAGGGUUCAACACCACUCAGUGCCAUCUUAUCAGAUCCAGAUAUUUAAUGUGCUGCGGAGCCGAGGCCGACAGCUGCACCUUUCAACCACUCGGAAAGCUACUAACACCCGACUGUUAUACUCUUUGAGUUCACCACUGCUCUAAAAAUGAGCUCUUUUUUCAGUUUUUUAGCUGUGACAUUAUGUCUUUUAUGUGUUGGUGCUCAUGCAAAACAUAAACUAACGAAACCAGCCAGGGCCUUAAUGAUGAAGCGGUCAUGCUUCAACCUUUCCAACGACCUUUUAGUCACACAAGUGCUGUUGUCUUCAACUGUGAAGAAGGAAUGCCCGUUGGCGAUGGGAGGAUAUCUUACCGGAGGCUGUUAUUGUAAGUCGACAUAUUUCAAAAGGACACACUGUUCAAUAAUUGCAUUGAAGGAACAGUGUGUAGCAUUUAGGAGCUCUCUUUGGCCAAAAUAAAUACACUAUUAAUAAGUAUGUUUUCUUAAGUGUACAACCACCAUGGUAAUAAGAUUGGCUGUGAUUUUGUUAUCUUAGGAUGAGUCGUUUCCAUCUACUUUGGCAGUGAGUGCUCGCCUCCCGAGAACAGAACACCGGCUCCAGGUCGGGUUCUUGACGUAGUUCUUCUAUCGCUUUUCACAUGGGAGAACUUCCAGUGGAUCAGUUGCAAUCUGCAACCUCACUGUUAGAUGCCAACACACUGCCCCUAAAGAUGUAGCUCAUAUCUCUGUUUGCAUUGUGGCACAAUAACCACAGUAUGUGCGUGCUUUAGCUGUUUAUUGUAUACUUUAUAGAAUUGUAGUGAUUCAGUCAAACCUCAGUCUGGACUUGCUGUUAUGCGACUUUAUUUUCAACUUUUUUUAAUAUAAACGGAAUGUGUUGUAUUUUGGCUUUUGGUUGGUUUUUACUUGUGAGCAUAAAUUUGUGUUUUUAUUAUAAAUACAAUUUAAAUGUAUGUGUUUUUUUCACACCUAAUCCGUGUAGGUAACAGUUUACUGUAUGUCAUGUUGCGACUCUACCUGUUUGUGGUAAAUGCAAAUAAACACAAAGAAAAAAAGUC
Pseudoliparis swirei is the source of this 2759-nucleotide messenger RNA. Its product is annotated as guanine nucleotide-binding protein G(I)/G(S)/G(O) subunit gamma-12-like. Gene Ontology annotation, biological process: G protein-coupled receptor signaling pathway. The coding region runs from base 116 to 334 and encodes 72 amino acids. Gene Ontology annotation, cellular component: heterotrimeric G-protein complex. The transcript has 4 exons. The record is from RefSeq and is a predicted model, not a curated record. Gene Ontology annotation, molecular function: G-protein beta-subunit binding. NCBI's taxonomy places the organism in Eukaryota, Metazoa, Chordata, Actinopteri, Perciformes, Liparidae.